Messenger RNA from Procambarus clarkii (red swamp crayfish), 1341 nucleotides. RefSeq names its product autotransporter adhesin BpaC-like. The record is from RefSeq and is a predicted model, not a curated record. NCBI's taxonomy places the organism in Eukaryota, Metazoa, Arthropoda, Malacostraca, Decapoda, Cambaridae.
AUGAUGAGUGGUGAUGACACCGUGAUGAAUGGUGACGACACCGUGAUGAGUGGUGAUGACACCAUGAUGAAUGGUGACGACACCGUGAUGAAUGGUGAUGACACCGUGAUGAAUGGUGAUGACACCGUGAUGAAUGGUGAUGACACCGUGAUGAGUGGUGAUGACACCGUGAUGAGUGGUGAUGACACCGUGAUGAAUGGUGAUGACACCGUGAUGAAUGGUGAUGACACCGUGAUGAAUGGUGAUGACACCGUGAUGAAUGGUGAUGACACCGUGAUGAAUGGUGAUGACACCGUGAUGAAUGGUGAAGACACCGUGAUGAAUGGUGAUGACACCGUGAUGAAUGGUGAUGACACCGUGAUGAAUGGUGAUGACACCGUGAUGAAUGGUGAUGACACCGUGAUGAAUGGUGAUGACACCGUGAUGAGUGGUGAUGACACCGUGAUGAAUGGUGAUGACACCAUGAUGAAUGGUGAUGACACCGUGAUGAAUGGUGAAGACACCAUGAUGAAUGGUGAUGACACCGUGAUGAGUGGUGAUGACACCGUGAUGAAUAGUGAUGACACCGUGAUGAAUGGUGAAGACACCAUGAUGAAUGGUGAUGACACCGUGAUGAAUGGUGAUGACACCGUGAUGAAUGGUGAUGACACCGUGAUGAAUGGUGAUGACACCGUGAUGAAUGGUGAUGACACCAUGAUGAAUGGUGAUGACACCGUGAUGAAUGGUGAAGACACCGUGAUGAAUGGUGAAGACACCGUGAUGAAUGGUGAUGACACCGUGAUGAAUGGUGAUGACACCAUGAUGAAUGGUGAUGACACCGUGAUGAAUGGUGAAGACACCAUGAUGAAUGGUGAUGACACCGUGAUGAGUGGUGAUGAUACCGUGAUGAAUGGUGAUGACACCGUGAUGAAUGGUGAUGACACCAUGAUGAAUGGUGAUGACACCGUGAUGAAUGGUGAAGACACCAUGAUGAAUGGUGAUGACACCGUGAUGAGUGGUGAUGACACCGUGAUGAAUAGUGAUGACACCGUGAUGAAUGGUGAAGACACCGUGAUGAAUGGUGAUGACACCGUGAUGAAUGGUGAAGACACCGUGAUGAAUGGUGAAGACACCGUGAUGAAUGGUGAUGACACCGUGAUGAAUGGUGAUGACACCGUGAUGAAUGGUGAUGACACCGUGAUGAAUGGUGAAGACACCGUGAUGAAUGGUGAAGACACCGUGAUGAAUGGUGAUGACACCGUGAUGAAUGGUGAAGACACCGUGAUGAAUGGUGAUGACACCGUGAUGAAUGGUGAAGACACCGUGAUGAAUGGUGAAGACACCGUGAUGAAUGAUGACUAA